GGGUAUAAAAGGAAUUACUGAAUAUGAGUGAUGACAAACCUUUCUUAUGUACUGCUCCUGGGUGUGGUCAGGUAUGUUUUUAAAGUCCAUUUGGUUUGUCUUUGUUAGUUAUAUAUGAAAAGUGUUAUAUCUGUAAAUGUAUAUAUUGUUUCAUCAUUCCAUAGCGAUUUACAAAUGAAGACCACUUGGCUGUCCACAAACACAAACAUGAGAUGACACUCAAGUUUGGUCCAGCAAGGGACAACAGUGUCAUCGUUGCUGGUAAGCACUACAAGAGACAACAAAUAAAUUAUAGUAUUAAUUCAAGUGGUAUGAGAGAGAGAGACCCUAUCUUAUGUUGCAGACCAAACACCAACACCUACACGCUUUCUGAAGAACUGUGAGGAAGUGGGACUCUUCAAUGAGCUUACCAGUCCAUUUGAGCAUGACUUCAAAAAAGCUGCUGAGGAUGACCUCAAAAAGGUGACUAAUUACUAUUCAGUGGUGCUAUCAAAGCUAAGGCUCACUUGGUAGUACAGGUUGCUCCAGAUUUGAUCUUAUCUGAUCUGUUAAUAUUUGUUUCUGACAUGCAGAUGCCCUUGGAUCUGUCGCCUCUUGCCACACCAAUGAUCAUACGAAACAAAAUUGAGGACCACUCAACUGCGGAGGCACAUCAGGGCAGCACUCUGCCCCAUCCGGAAUCUACAACGAGUGACGACAAGGUAAAGAAUUUGGUCUACUUCAUACAUUGAUAUCCUGCUGGAUCAGUUGAUAUGAAGUCUUCAAUAUUAGUUGCUUGUGACACAGGCAUCAGUUGUCUGUAGGGCAAUUCUAGAUCUUUACUUUUGGACAUUAACAAGCAACUAUUGUCUCACCGCUUGAACAGCCAGGGUUAUAUUCAACCCAAACAGUUUCAUUCAUUGUUGAAUGGUGUUCAUUGAAGGUUGGACAAUACUCUGAUUGCUGAAAAAGCAAUUGUAUUUGCUACCAUAUAGACUAACUUUACAGACGUGCUGUCAUAAUUGUGGUCAUACAAUAUCCAUGAACUCCAAUGGAUGGCUUAUCAGAGAUGUUGCUCAACAACAUUGCAAUAAGCUCAGAGUGAAUUACCCUCAAAUGACCACCCAAUGUAACAGAGUUAAACUACAGUUUUGAAUAUUUUGGCAUCUCAGGAUAAGGUUUACCCUCCUCUUAUGCUCAUUUGCAGCAUCUUUGAAUAUUUUCUUCAGACUAGCGUCUCUUACUCCCGAGGGAUCCCGAGUGGCGCAGUCGUCUAAGGCACUGCAUCUCAGAGCUUGAGGCGUCACUACAGACCCCCUGGUUCGAUUCCAGGCUGUACGGCGCACAAUUGGCCCAGCGUCGUCCGGGUUUGGCCGGUGUAGGCCGUCAUUGUAAAUAAGAAUUUGUUCUUAACUGACUUGCCUAGUUAAAUAAAGAAAAAAUAAAAAAACAAAAUUACUGGGAUCACUGAAACUGGUUUCCUUCCACGGUGCCUUGGUUGAUGGUUUCACUGCUUCCCAAAAAUAUGACACAGUAGUACCAGAACAGCACAACAUUAUUUGGAUAAAUAAAUCCCUUUAUAUUUUGUACAUCAGAUCCUUGUCUAUUAGCAGUUAGUAAUCAAUCUAUAUUUUAUUCUGUACUAUAAGAAUGACAUAAAACUAGGGCAUUCUUUCUUAGUUGAAAUCUAGAGAAUGGUUGUCAUUGAACGUUUUAAUGCAGCUAAGGUCUCGUAUGGUGUUUUCAGGAGGUAUCUUUGCAGCCGACCUCAAUGCCAACCUCUACUAUAGUCCAUCCUGCAUCCCUCCAAGUCCCCAAUGUACUCCUAGCAACCUCAGACGCUAGUGUUGUUAUACAGCAAGCUCUCCCAUCGCCAACAUCUAGCUCUGUAAUUACCCAAGUCCCAUCCUCUAAUAGGCCAAUAGUGUAAGUAACAAAAAAAUGUUAAUUAUUUGAUAUUUUUUGUAGAACUUCUUUGUGUGUUUUUGCUUAAUUUAUUUUUUGUAAUUAGGUUUUGUGUCUUUAUGGUUUUGCAUUUUGUGGUAAGAUGGUUCAUUGAAAAGUAUGCUCUUUGGUUUGUUGUCAGUGACCAAUACUGGUACCAUAUUGUAUGAGUACAGAUCCAUAACGUUAUGCUGUCCAUGUUACGUUACCUUAUGUUCCUUUGAGUGUCUGUUUUGUGUUUCUUUGUUGUAGUGUGAAGUGUAUGAUAACAUUCUUAAAUGAGAAAUAAUUGACUACGUAACAUGACUAGAUAUUAUAUUGCUGGUUGUUGUGUAACCCAUAGUGUCCCUUCUCUCCCCUCCAGUCCAGUCUCUGGCACUUUUCCUGUACUCUUUCAGCUGCCUAAUGGACAAACCAUGCCCGUCGCAAUCCCAGCAACCAUCGCAUCCAGUGUACAUAUUCCAACCGCAAUUCCUGUAAGUAUCGCAUGUCAUGCUCGUUGCUUUAUGGAGUUCCAAUGUGUAUUUUAAAUGUAUGGAUUUCCAAUGUGCUGCACACUCGCUCAGAACCAUUUAAACUAGGCCUAAAUCCACAUUCCAGUGAUUAGUUAAUGCCAUGUAUCAGCAUUCCGCCCCUAGAACAGGCUCACUAUUUACUGAUUUGGCACUAGUGUCUUUGGCAUGCGUUGGACAGGCAGGGGACGAUGGGUGAACUAAUGGGCCUUAGAAGAGAGCAGCUGUAUGUCACCUUGGCAAAGACAGUGAGUAGGCCAAACGGUUGUAUGUUCCAGUCCAGGGUGCCUCAUUGCCAUUUGUCCUUGUACAAUUUGAAUCACCACACUUGACUUCUGGCAGACUGGAUGUGUUGCAAUCAAUUAAUAUGCCACCCUGGAUAUUAUGCUUCAGUGUCCGUUAAGGACAUUAGCUAAUCUAGCCAUAUCGUAGGCCCUAUAGAAAUCUCCCUGUCCCUAGUUCCCCCAGAGUGACGUGUGGCUGGUGACGAUAGACCGACAGGGUCCCUGUCUUGUUCUCUCUGGCCCUGAUUGUCUGUGUGGAACACUGAGCAGCAGAUGAUUAUCUCCUGAUGGCGACGCAGCGGGGAAAAUACCUCCAUUCUCCCAGUCUGUGGGGAGCCACUGACGAAGAAAGGAAGGAAGAAAGGAAGAGAUCCCACUGCUAGGUCUCCUCUCCCCUCCUCCCUUCAUCCACUUUCCUCUCCUCCUCUCUCUUUUUCCAUCCAUCUCAUUGUCAGGUGAUGGUAGAGGAGACCCAGCUCUGGCCUUCCAGCUCGUCUCUCUCCAUCCCUCUCCUGUGCUUAGCCCUUCUGUCCAUAUGCUUUCCACACAGGCAGGCAGGAGCUCAUUAGCGUACAUGGUGCAUCUCCAUGUGGCGCUGCCUCCACAAAAUAACAGGCCAUCCAGCCUAAUGAGGCUGAGAUAUGAGGAAAACUCUGAGUGUACGGCGCUGUGUGUGUUCAUUUUGGGAGGGGAGGGGGCUGCCUGCCUCUCACUGGGAGAGACUAAUUCUCCUUGUGCUGGUCUCUGUGUGUGUCUGUGCUGUCAGCUUGUCAGACCCGUCACCGUAGUGCCUAACGUCCCUGGGAUCCCUGGACCCCCCUCGCCUCAAGCCGUCCAAUCAGAAGCUAAGCUGGUAAUGUCUUUGUCUCAUACACAUACCAUCAAGGGUUCUGUGCAUAUGUGCUUGCCUGAAAUUUCCCCGAACUAUGUCAAAUUGAUCCACAAAGUAAUGUUACAUUUGGAUUAUGUACAAUAGUAUUAAAUGUCAAUACUGUAGGUACUAUGUUAGUACUGUAGUUCCUUGCUUUAACCAGAAGAGGGAACUAGAAACAAGUGUUUUACAAUGUUAUUAGCAGUUUUUAUUUUAUAUAAAUUGUCAUUAAAGUUGAAUAUGUGUUACAGAUGCUAGUGAGUAGUGUAUGACCAUGACCAGACUUUUAAAGGGACACUUCGGGAUUUUGGCAAUGAGGCCCUUUAUCUACUUCCCCAGAGUCAGAUGAACUUGUGGAUACCAGCAUGUUAGUAGAUACCCAUAGACUUCCAGUCAAUGCGCUAAUGCUAGUUAGCAUUGGCUCGCAAAACUACCUCUAACUUCCUUCAUACUAGACACAGAGACAUGAAAAUGGUAUCUAGGAGAUCAUCUGACUCUGGGGGGGAAAAAUACCAAAGUAUCCCUUUAAUGCCUCAAACAGGGUGGAUGAGCAGUGUCUCCAGCCUCUGGCCCUUUGUGUUAGUAGUGAUGGUUGAAGGGCAGGGAUAUGGUCCGUUGUUAGGUAGAUCAUUGGCACAGUGAUGAAGCACGUAUCACAGAACCUGUAAGUGUUCACAGCACGCCACUCCUCUGAAAAUUAACAGGUAAAGCUUUAUAAGGAGGAGGGGUGGGUUGAUGGAGUUUAAGCUGGGGUGGGGUGUUUUAUUGGGUUUGAGGGGCGCAGGGAUGACAAAUGCCGAGAUAGCGUUGUGCUCAACACGCCGUCGUCGGGGCCAACCGGAGGGGGGCUUCCGCCGAGAGCCAGCUGGGGGCAUCUUGGCAUGGGCUCAGAGAGGCACAUUAAGUCAGCCUCACCCUGCAUGGAACCUUUUGUUCAGCAGAAUCCUGGCUGACCUGCGCUCCCCCCACCCCCGGUGCCCCCCCCACCACACUCAGCUCAUCAGCAAACACCUAAUGAGCCCACGUCAAGAAAACAGCCCCCCGCCCAGCCAGCCCCCCACCCACCCUGCUCUCCGGGGGCACGGAGACAGCGCUUUACAAGGACUGAUGAUGCUGCAAAGACCACAAUAAUGAUAAUUAACUUGCUGAAUUUAGAAGAUUAUGCUGUUAAUUAGUUGCAAAAUAAAGAUAAGUAAUAUAGCGGCAGAUGGUUGAAUAACACCCAUGAGAUGGAGGGUUAUUACACUGAUGAGGUUUCUGUGGCAGAAAUGAAAUAUGAAUCUGACUGGCUUCUCCCUCCUUCUAUGGGCCAUUCCAGGAGAAUAAUAUCUUGUUUCUGCCAGAAGAGCUUCUGGAAGGGUAUUACACGAUAAACUAAUUUGGUAGAUAGAUUGGUCUGGCAAAAGGUAGUUGUUAGAAUAAUGUGCUCCUCUGUUCUCCCAUGUAAAUGUAUUCCUGCUCACUUUGUUAUGGGUUGAGAUGGCUCAUUCACCUUCAGCUUGUUUACUCACUGUUUGAUGGUGGAGUAUUUGGGCUUUAAAUAACAGUCUGUCACCUUUAUCGAGACGCAGGACGGGUGAAAUGUGUUGCCUAGAUUUUCAUGUGAAACAUCAACAAUUACAAAUAUGGAUUUGGCAUGUGAGUUAAUUUCACAGUAUGUCGUAGUAUAUGUCUGUUAGGAGGAUCGCCUAUAAGAUAUUUGUUUUGUCUGUAGAUGUGUGCGUUCCUGGUGACUUUGUUAGCCAGUUUUAUGGCUUGUCUGACAGAUGCACAGGGACAGAGAAGGGGGUUGGGCGCUGUAGAUGGGGGGGCACUAUGGUGUGUGUUAUAAACACACCCAAGAGGCAGAGCUUCCCCUGACAAGUUGACAUCCCCAGCUCAUCAGGGGAAUAGGAUAUUGGCCGUGACAGCUAUUAGAUUUCCUAUGGAAAGACUUUGUUUUGAUGUCUAAUUUUCUAUCAUACAGAAUAUAGUGUUUUGGUUUCGUCUUUUGCAGCUCCUUGUUGUUUUUAUCUCAUUGGUCUUUUUCAAGACUAUGUUCAUGACUUUCAACUCAAACAGAACAUCCCUACAUUGCAGAGUCGUGUUGUCUCAUGGCUCAUGUGCUCAUGUGUUCUUUUCUUCCCCUAGAAGCGGAAGGCGGUACUAAGCCAGCAGCUCCCUCAGGUAACCAAUGGAGAUGCUGGUGAUGUCCAGAGCAGUGCUGUGACCCACACUGUAGCCCCCGCCCUGGCCCCUCCCCCUGCCCCAUCUCCGUCUCCUGGCCCUCCCCCGGCCCCGCCUGAGGAACCCUGCCCCCAGACCCUCCAGCAGCCUGCCAUCUCCACCACUGAGACGUCUGUGAGUACACUACCACAACUGGCCAUCAGAGGGGGCUAUGCUUAGUUUGGCUAUUCCACAACUACAGUCAUUGAAGUACCUUUGUAAGUGUAUUAUUAUAUUACUUUGAAUUACCCACUCAAUAACUAGUGAUUAUGAUGAACAUUACGUUAGCCAUGAGAUACAUACUGAGUGGCGCAGUGGUCUAAGGCACUGCAUCGCAGUGCUAACUGUGCCACUAGAGAUCCUGGUUCGAAUCCAGGCUCUGUCGCAGCCGGCCGCGACCGGGAGACUCAUGGGCGGCGCACAAUUGGCCCAGCGUCGUCCAGGGUAGGGGAGGGAAUGGCCGGCAGGGAUGUAGCUCAGUUGAUAGAGCAUGGCGUUUGCAAUGCCAGGGUUGUGGGUUCGAUUCCCACGGGGGGCCAGUAUAAAAAAAAAAAAGAUGUAUUCACUAACUGUAAGUCGCUCUGGAUAAGAGCGUCUGCUAAAUGACUAAAAUGUAAAAUGUAAAAUGUACAUGUUAUAGCCUAUGUGUGUGUUAUAGAGCUUGAUAGGUUGGUUCUGAUGAAUUUGUGCUGCGCAUUCUGUUCUCCAUGCCAGGCGUCCAAGGCGCCCCCUGCCCAGCACACCCCGAGCACAGGGGGCCGGCGGCGCAGAGCCACCAGCGAGGACCCGGAUGAGAAGAGGCGAAAGUUCCUGGAACGCAACCGAGCGGCGGCGUCCCGCUGCAGACAGAAGAGGAAGGUCUGGGUGUCUUCACUGGAGAAGAAGGCUGAGGACCUCAACUCUAUGAACGGACAACUACAGGUAUAUACAUACAUAUAUAUAUAUAUAUAUAUAUAUAUAUAUAUAUAUAUAUAUAUAUAUAUAUAUAUAUAUACACACACCUCAGCUCGGUCUACCAUAUAGUAACUGCUUAUUGCAUCAGGUAUGAGGGAUUAUACUGUGUGUGCAUUUUUUCCCCCCUUAUUUGGUGAUGAAGUCAUUAAAGCCUAUUAAGAGGAGUUGCGGUGUGACAGCGGCGGUGUGCGAGCCCCGUUCUCCGAUACAUCCCUGUCAAUAAAGAUGUAUCCUCCAGAUGUCAGCCGCACACAAGCGUGUCCUCGCUUCUGUCUCAGCAGUUUACUGGAUGGCCUCUAAAAUCUCUCAGGGAAAGGUGUCUUUUUGAACCUUCAUUUUGCAGAAAGCAAUUAGGAUCUGACGCUGACAAGUUCUCUACAGUUCAUGUAACUGUUGUCUCUGUUGAUAAGUGUGAUCUGGGGUGCGGCACAUCGGCGUUCCACACAAUUAAAUGAGAUGUGCUGUUUAUUUGCUUGCUGUCUUAUUUGUCCAUGAAGGCAAAGUAAGACAUGAGGGGGAGGGGUUGAGGCGGAGGAGGGGAGAAGAGAACACGGGAAAGGGGGAAAUGAAAUGGAGGUUGGGGGAUUGUGAUUAAUUUCCGUUACAAUAACAGAUUGUCACCACUGAUGGUCAUCGGUGUGCCUGCUAAGGGUUAAAUGAACGCAGGCAGAUGAAGGUGGAGAGACUGAUUGAGGAAGGAUGGGGUUGCAGAGAGCAGCACUGUUAACUAUGAGGAACGGAAUAAGUCACGGCGAAAAUUGAAUGUCACAGAAUGAAAGUGUUCUUUAUAUGAAGGCAUUAAUCAGCGGUGCGGUUUUAGUUAUAACUCCCGUGCUGACACGUUGGCCCAGCUGAUCAGCGGAGUGGGCCCUAAUGAUGCACGAUUACUAUAACAUCAUCCUUAACGGGCUUUUUUAAUGAGGUGUCAGAGCAGGCAGCAACCCACAGGGCUCCCGGCCUCCGAGUCAGGAAGGAAAGGACCAUUUGCUCCCAUUCUAUUAAUUCACAAACUUAGAAACAACUUAAACUUCUUCAGGCCGCCAUGCUUUAUCCUACUGUAUGACAGCAUGAUGUAUAUUGAUUGGAUAAGGAAUGCAGCCAUUUCUGUUUUUCUGGAUUUAACAUCCAAGUUGUAGUAAUACACCUUAUCCGAUCUGGUGUUGUUUAGUUGUUCCACCAAUGCAGUAGUAACAAUAACAAAUGACCUGAUUGUCAUUCAUACCAGGUUAGAUUCCUCCACAUCAUGCGAACAAAGCUAUGUCUUUAUGGUAUUCGGAAUACAGUAGCUAGUUUAAUCAAAGUAGUCGCUAAACACUGCCUGUUGAGGCCACCCAACAUCUAGCAAUACCAUAACAUCUAUUAACUGUAGCCAUGCUAAAAUAUCUCUCUGUGAGCUGCACCUGCACUGGAGGGCUGAUGUUCUAAACUAAAGGGAGUAGAGGAAGAGGUGGAGAGGAUGAGCGUCUUUGCAAAGCAGCAGUGGUAGCUAGGUUGUGUAUCUGUAAUGGGAGAUGGCAGCGUAGUGAGCGUGGUGUGGUAGAGAUGUGUAAAGGCUCUACCAGCUGUUUUAAAUCUGUCUCACAACAGCCCAAACGGAUAGAUUCACAUAAAUUGGCCGCUUUAAGACUAAUCGAUUAAGAGGCCAUAGUCCUUUUUUAAAAGGAGAAUAGAAAGAGUCUAAAUCUGCCAUAGGGUGUUCUCUGGGCCCCCGGCUGCUCUGAUUUCAGUGAAAGUCACCUUCAGCGUAAUGUGGCCUCUCUUUACUGCAUGCAGAAUCCCCAGCUCCCACAGGGCUGUAAUGACACGGGAGUGUAAAUCUCAGCAGAAUCCACAAAGUUGUGCUGACAAUCGGAAGAGCUCACCUCUGACAAAUGUGUUGGUCGGGAGCCAGUAAAGAGCCAUAAUUAUAGCGCAGGAGCAAAAUAAUUGAAAAAGUGCAUCAUACUUUAUUCACCUUGCCAUCCAUUAUCCAGUUAGCUACCUUUCCCUGUGUCUGUUCUUCUUCAUGGGGGGGGGGGGGGAAAUACGAGUAUGUGUGCAGUAAUGUAAUGGUCAUAUGGGCCUCUCAUACAGACAGAAAAAGAGAGAGAAAUGUCUUGUGGUUGUCCCUUUGUCAAAUAAAAUCACAAUGGUUUUGGGUACUGAGAAAAUAGUAGCUAAAGAACCCCCCCACCAGCCUGAAUGUUUUCACUUUUCAGAACUGGGGAAUGUGUGUAUGCUGGCUGUUGUGAUGUAAACAGAUUCAUUCAGCACUUCACAGCCUCCCAUACAGACAGUCAUGGAUGUCUGAUGGUUUGGCAGGUCAUGCUCCUCAUGGAAUGGGGAAGGUGAAGGUUUAGCCUAAAUAUACUAUAUUGCAAUCAGAGAUGCAUACUAUACAGAUGGUUCUCAGACUCAGGUCAGCAGAGUAUACUGUAAAAGUUCACGUGUGGGACGUGUCUGUAUGAAAGUAUGUGGCAGUCAGUCAAGUCUCCAAAGUGGCCAUUUUAUGGAGUGUGUGUUGUCUGUUUCCCUUCUCUCUGGCAGAAUGAAGUCACCCUGCUGAGAAAUGAAGUGGCUCAGCUGAAGCAGCUUCUUCUGGCUCAUAAAGAUUGCCCUGUAACUGCCAUGCAGAAGAAAUCUGCCUAUCACAGUGAGUUAUGUUCCAUUAUCCUCAGCCCCAGGCCGCCCAGCAUAUACGUCCAAAACGAGCCCCGCUAACCGCUCGCCAGAGGGACACGUCUCGCUCAUCGCCUAGCCGAACACCUCCAGAGCUAUGGACACAUUAGGCCAUUCUCUGUUUUAAAAAAACUUCGGAGAAGUUUGUCUAUUCAUAUGCCUUUUUGUCUCAUGCAAGUCGUCUGUUUUGAGCUGUCAUUUCAAGUCGUAUUGUUUUAAAUGUGCUUUACCUGCACCAUUAUGGAAGCCUAAAUGCAGAGUAAAGGCAUCAGUAGUAAAGGCAUCAGUCUUUAGCUUUUUAUUCUUUAAUGAUGCCUUUUCGAAAUAUGCAAAUCUGUGCAUAGUGUCUGCCAUAUGCAGCCUCUUAGUUUCAAUUUGCUGUUGUCAGUAGAACGGGUGUCUGGGAGGCGAUGGUUGACUCACUUUGCCCAGAAGUGCCUGUUCCUCAGGUGCUCGUUGUAAAACUUAAUGGCUGCCAGGUUUCACCAGUCACUGUGUAAGCACUUUUGUAAGAACAGGCUAUACUUUUUAAUUUCCUCCAUUUCAGCCCCCUUUGCCUCUCGAUUUUUGUCAGUUCAGCUUUGUGCUCAUAACUCACCAUCUCUCUUUAGCUGGGCCAAUAUGCAGAACGUGUACGCAGAGCCACGUCUCGGCAGUGCUCAGGAGUCUGCCGCUGACUUGUAUUGACAAUGAUUGCCUCCAAAAUGAGUCCAUUAUAGCUGAGAGCUUGACAAGACUGCGGAGCUUUCUCAAUGAGUGGUGCCGCGGCCACCGAGCGCCACUGUUCCUUCUACAUCCCUAUUGUUAACCAUAGCACUGUCGCUGACACGUCUCAUGCAUAUUAUGGGACUGAUGGCUCCCAGGCUGUAUUGGCCUGUCACAGACGGGGCUCAUUUGGUUGUCUGGAUUGUUUUGACUACCAUUUGCAGAUGAAUUGGGUCAUCUUUCUCACAUAUAUUGUUGCGAAUUCUUCCUAUCUUAGACCUCGGUGAAGGCUGAUCGCUUGCAGCUAGUUGAUAAAGUGGAGAAAUAUAGCCUAGCUUCAUCUAAUUAUCCUAUUACUUUACGGAAGCAUUCUGUUGUUGAAAGGUGAGGUUGAGUUAGAUGAUACCAGACUCUGCUAUACUAUAGCUCGUUAUCAAUCAAACGUUACAAUAGCGUUCGAGUUGGCUGCUGGGGGGGCAAGGAGAGUCCCCAGCACUGCUUAAACCGUUUUCAAUGGAUUGUUAAAUACAUUUGAUAACUAUUUGAUUUUUAAUAUCACCUCUUGAAGAGCAUAGUCAAAACUACACAUUUCCGAUUAUUCCACAUUUUAGCUCUAUCGUCAGAGUUUUACAGCAAUCAGUAAACAUCAACUGAUUUAAGUAUUUUCAUAUUCAGUCCUAGCUAUAAAGCAAACAACGUGUCAUUUAGCUUGCUUCAUUAGAGAUUAAGCUUUUGGAAAGAGCUUGACAUCGUUCUGGUAAAGUUGUCAGUCGGACUACUGUCAUCACCACUAUAGAUGGCAAGCAAAUCAGACAAUAUUUGGAUGUAGCCAUCUAGUUUAUCCCCUGAAAGUUAGCUUGUUAACUAGACAUGUUGAUGUGAAACAGUGCCUUCGGAAAGUAUUCAGACCCCUUGACUUUUUCCACAUUUUGUUAGGUUACAGCCUAAUUCUAAAAUUGAUUAAAUUGUUUUUUCCCCUCAUCAAUCUACACACAAUACCCCAUAAUGACAAAGCAAAAACAGGUUUUUAGAAAUUUUUGCAAAUGUAUUAAAUAUGAAAAACUGAAAUAUCACAUUUACAUAAGAAUUCAGACCAUUUACUCAGUAUUUUGUUGAAGCACCUUUGGCAGCGAUUACAGCCUCAAGACUUCUUGGGUAUGACGUUAUAAGCUUGGCACACCUGUAUUUGGGCAGUUUCUUCCAUUCUUCUCUGCAGAUCCUCUCAAGCUCUGUCAGGUUGUAUGGGGAGCGUUGCUGCACAGCUAUUUUCAGGUCUUUCCAGAGAUGUUCGAUUGGGAUCAAGUCCGCACUCUAGCCGGGCCACUCAAGGACAUUCAGAGACUUGUCCCGAAGCCACUCCUGCGUUGUCUUGGCUGUGUGCUUAGGGUCGUUGUCCUGUUGGAAGGUGAACCCCAGUCUGAGGUCAUGAGCGCUGUGGAGCAGGUUUUCAUCAAGGAUCUCUCUGUACUUUGCUCCGUUCAUCUUUCCCUCGAUCCUGACUAGUGUCCCAGUCCCUGCCUCUGAAAAACAUCCCCCCAUACAUGAUACUGCCACCACCAUGCUUCACCGUAGGGAUGGUGCCAGGUUUCCUCCAGACGUGACGUUUGCCAUUCAGGCCAAAGAGUUCAAUCUUGGUUUCAUCAGCCCAGAUAAUCUUGUUUCUCAUGGUCUGAGAGUCUUUAGGGGCCUUUUGGCAAACUCCAAGUGGGCUGUUUGUGCCUUUUACUGAGGAAUGGCUUCAGUCUGGCCACUCUACCGUAAAGGCCUGAUUGGUGGAGUGCUGCAGAGAUGGAUGUCCUUCUGGAAGGUUCUCCCAUCUCCACAGAGGAACUCUGGAGCUCUGUCAGAGUGACCAUCGGGUUCUUGGUCACCUCCCUGACCAAGGCCCUUCUCCCCCGAUUGCUCAGUUUGGCUGGGCGGCCAGCUCCAGGAAGAGUCUUGGUGGUUCCAAACUUCUUCCAUUUAAGAAUGAUGGAGGCCACUGUGUUCUUGGGGACCUUCAAUGCUGCAGACAUUUUUUGGUACCCUUCUCCAGAUCAGUGCCUCGACACAAUCCUGUCUCGGUGCUCUACGGACAAUUCCUUCGACCUCAUGGCUUGGUUUUUGCUCUGGCAUGUGCUGUCAACUGUGGGACCUUUAUGUAGACGGGUGUGUGCCUUUCCAAUCAAUUUAAUUUACCACAGGUGGACUUGAAUCAAAUUGUAGAAACAUCUCAAGGAUGAUCAAUGGAAACAGGAUGCACCUGACCUCAAUUUCGUGUCUCAUAGCAAAGGGGCUGAAUAAUUAUGUAAAUAAGGUAUUUUUUUAUUGUAUUUUUUAUAAAUUCGCUAAAAUUUCAAAACCGUUUUUGCUUUGUCAUUAUGGGGUAUUGUGUGUAGAUUGCUGAGGAUUCUUUAAAAAAAAAAGCAAUUUUAUAAUAAGGCUGUAACGUAACAAAAUGUGGAAAAAACCAAGGGGUCGGAAUACUUUCCGAAGGCACUGUAUGGUAAUGGCUAGCUAGCCAAUUUGACGUGGUCCAUCAAUCAAUGUAGCCUAUCAUGUCUGUCAGCAGCAAUCGUGAUUAAACACUAUUUAAAAACGUUGAAAAUGGUAUAACUUUAGCUAACUUCACUAGGUAAGCCUACGUUGGUUGAAGAAAAAAGUACAUUAGGUCUACUUUCCACUAUGUUUAGCCAACAGUACAAAGUUUCUACCGGUAGCUGGCAAAGUAAACAUUAGCAGCUAACAGUAACGUUACAUCGGCAAUGCGCCAGUGGUGGAAAAAGUACCCAAUUGUCAUACUUGAGUUAAAGUAAAGAUGCCUUAAUUGAAAAGGACUCAAGUAAAAGUGUGUGAAUGGACCAUUUUCCUGUCCUGCUAAGCAUUCAAAAUGUAACGAGUACUUUUGGGUGUCAGGGAAAAUGUAUGGAGUAAAAAGUACACUAUUUUGUUUAGGAAUGUAGUGAAGUAAAAGUUGUCAAAAAUAUAAAUAGUAAGGUAAAGUACAGAUACCCAAAAAAACUACUUAAGUAAAAAUAGUUUAAAGUACUACUUAAGUACUUUACACCACUGCAAUGCGCCCUUUUGCUGCUUGACAGGCAGACCCCACGAAGGAUGGUGAAAUUAAGCUAAACCACUCAUACUUGUCAGGUAUAGUUCACUUUUACUUUAUAUCACUCAAAUAUCCAAUUAAUGGUGGCCAAUAUUGAGAGAUGUCGUGAGGCUACCCUCACGUAUCUGAAAUUACAUGGUCAAUUGAUGUUUACUGAGCAUGAGCUAAAUGUGCGCAAUUGUUUUGCAUGGAAUAAUCGAAAAUGUGUAGUUCUGACUAUGCUCUUCAAGAGGUGAUGAUAUUACAACCAAAUAGUUAACAUUUAUUUAACAAUCCAUUGAAAACGGCGUAGUUGUCAAUGGUUUUAGCGGAGCUGGGAGUCUCCUUGCCCCCCAGCAGGCAAAUCGAACGCAAUGCACCUUAGUGUGACGUUUUAUUCAUAAAGACCCAUACUGUCAAUACUGUGACAACAUAAGGCAGAUCAUGUAAAGAUUCCAUCAUGGUCUUGCCUCAGCGCAGAGGUCUUUUCAGCCACUCUGUGUUUCCUCCCAGUCCUAGUGGUCCCCCAGGCCCCCAGCAUCCUCCAUCCCUGUCUGAUAACAUGUUUCCUCAUCCAGCCCAGGCCCAGGCACACUGCUACAGCAGGUGGGAGGAUAUUACCCAGCCUGCCCUACAAAAAAGCCAGACCAUGCUUCCUCUUGGCACACUGAGCUGUCCAUCUGCUUAUGGUGAAAACCACAUCAGAAAUGAAGGAAAUAAUAAAUGAAGUAAGGCUGCUUUGGGUAACUAGUAAAGCUGCAUAUGAUAAUAUAUCAGCAGUCCACUCUCGCCUUCCGCUCCUGUGCUUAAUGCCAUUAGGAGUAAUAAUACACACUGGAAUAUGGAACAAAAAGCCUGAUUUACAAGGAGAUCGACCUUAUGCAGGGAGAAAUGGCAGAGCGAUUUACGGUGCUUUGACAUUCACCUGCACUAAAUCACCUGAUCAAAGUCUGGUCAAUACGAACGCAAAGGGAGCCCUACACACACAGGGCCUUUUAAAUGCAAUUUUAUUGCACACUUCUCUUAUUUUGGAAUCUGUAUCUCACAUUCUCAAAUACCAAGCCCAAUCGUUAAUUACCUAGUGCCAUUUCAACUGACUUCAUAUCAUUAGCUAUAUUAAUUAUCAUAGUGGUCCUCAUUCCUUUGAGUCGGAGCAUGAGAGAGGAUCUUUUUCCAUCAGGAUCCAAUUAACUCAAUGCAACUGCCUAACAGCUGGUGGCAUUUCGACUCCAAGUCUUGCAUACUCUCCAGUGUGAGCAUCAUUAAAAUCAGGUGCUGUAAUCAUCUGUCGCUGCAGUAGUUGGCAAGGUAGCAAAAAACAAAUGAGAACGCAGUGAGGAGUGGGAAACACUGCCACAUGCCCCACAAUUUUAAUGUCCCCUUAUGAUGUUGGUUUAAAUUGACAUUGUAACUUUAAUUAAUAGCAGAAAAAAAUGGUAAGUAGUGUUAACAAAAUGUCCUAGGAUAUACAUAUUAGUCCUAAAUAGAUUGGCCAACAGAGGUUACUCCUGAUCCUAUUUUGGAAUAUGAGUAUAGUGCAAUGAAUAUAGGCUAUGCAUUUUGAUGAAGUGAGUCAUCUACUUUAACAAGCACUUCUGUGGCAAUAAUGUACUGUGUAAAACAGGUGAUGAACAAACCGUAAAGCUGAAACAGGCUUUUUUUUUUUUACUCACUGUGUGUGUGUGUUUGAAGCAUCUGAGAAGGAGGACCGCUGUGAGGAGAUGUCAGUCCCAGGCAGCCCCCAGAACGAGGCCAUCCAGCACAGCUCCGUCAGCACCUCCAACGGAGUCAGCUCCUCCUCCAUGACCCCUGCUGCCUCCGCCCCCGCAACAGCAGACCAGAGCACAGAGGAUGGCCAGGCACAGGGGGGCGCUGCCCUGUCCACCAUCCAGACUCAGCCCUCAGGAAGCUGA
This is a messenger RNA of Coregonus sp. 'balchen', 15095 nucleotides long. The record is from the annotation of a GenBank genome assembly. Lineage: Eukaryota; Metazoa; Chordata; Actinopteri; Salmoniformes; Salmonidae.